Molecule: messenger RNA, 1334 nt
Organism: Magnolia sinica
Lineage: Eukaryota; Viridiplantae; Streptophyta; Magnoliopsida; Magnoliales; Magnoliaceae
Exons: 8
Coding region: 119-1072 (317 amino acids)
Cellular component (GO): membrane
Source: RefSeq, a predicted model, not a curated record
AUCCGCUUCCUACGUAGAUACGUCAAUGGAUUUUUCCCGACACAUACAGCACGGCUUCCCUACGAAUUAGGAAUUUUCCGUCCGUCAAUGGAUUUCUGGGGUUCAUAAUCUCAUCGAAAUGGACGGUUCUGAGGACGAAGGAUUCGGGUAUUGGAUCCGAUGGCAGGUUCCUGUCUGCGCUCUAAUCUUUAUCGUCCCGACGGCGGCAUCGAUGGUCCUGAUUUCCAAACGGAAGAGAGAUCGUUUGAACGGCCUAGAUCUCUGGAUUCCGUGCUGGAGAAAGCUCCAUCCUUUAUGGCUUCUGAUCUACCGGGCCACGGCGUUCGUUUCCAUGUCGUGGUUGCUGUAUCAGAUGGUCAGCGUCGAUGGAGCUUUCGUCUUCUAUUUCUACACGCAGUGGACUUUUACGUUAGUCAUUGUCUAUUUUGCGCUUGGCACUGUGAUAUCUGCUCAUGGAUGCUGGAUGUAUUCAAACCAUCUCAUGGAGAAUGAGGAAAGUGGUGGAUUCUUGAAAACAGAUUCAGAAAGUAAAUCGACAACCGCAACUUUCAGGACAAAUAAAAUCAGGGGUACCAUCAAAGUGCAAAGCCGUCAUCAGCAAGAGGAGAUCGAGCGAAGAGCUGGGUUUUGGGGUUAUCUGAUGCAAUCUAUAUAUCAGACUUGUGCAGGUGCUGCGAUGCUAACGGACAUCGUUUUCUGGGGUCUUAUAGUUCCAUUUCUCUCAAUCGAACAUUUCAGCUUGAAUAUGUUAAUGGGGUGCAUGCAUGUUCUCAAUGCUUUGUUUCUUCUCCUUGACACAGCUCUCAAUAGCAUGCCAUUCCCAUGGUUUCGGUUGGCGUACUUUGUUCUUUGGAGCUGUUUGUAUGUCAUUUUCCAAUGGGUUCUUCAUGCGUGCGGUUUCACAUGGUGGCCUUACCCUUUUCUUGAGCUCUCAACUCCUUGGGCACCUCUAUGGUAUUUCUGCUUGGCUUUGGUACACAUCCCUUGCUAUGGUUUCUAUGCAAUUAUUGUAAAGUUGAAGAACUCAACCUUCCCAAGAUUGUUUCCCCAUGCAUACAUAAAGUCAUAUUAGCAUCUUGAUCUGAUUUUCGUGUUUUUUAAAAUAUAUAAUUCAGUUGUAUUUGGUUGUGAGAAUGUCUGUGUAUAUAGGGGGAGGAUGGCUGCUUACCACCACUUCCUCCGUUAAUAUGCAGUUAAAUACCUUGAGAUUUGAGGUUAGUACUGAAGCUUGUAUAUGCCAAUUCCUCAAUUGGGUGAAAACAUUAAAACCCAUAUGAAAAUUUGGUCUGUAUCAAUUUGAUUUUAAUGUGUUUGAUCUUUUCUUUCUGUCUUUA